Rhodotorula graminis WP1 is the source of this 471-nucleotide messenger RNA. RefSeq lists its product as uncharacterized. The transcript is spliced from 5 exons. Gene Ontology annotation, molecular function: deaminase activity. The record is from RefSeq and is a predicted model, not a curated record. Gene Ontology annotation, cellular component: mitochondrion; cytosol. Bases 6 to 398 code for a protein of 130 amino acids. Lineage: Eukaryota; Fungi; Basidiomycota; Microbotryomycetes; Sporidiobolales; Sporidiobolaceae.
AGACCAUGUCGCUCGCACCCGUCCACACCGCCGAUGCGCCCGCCGCCGUCGGCCCUUACUCGCAGGCGAUCAAGACCGACUCGCUCGUGUUCCUCAGCGGCUGCAUUCCCCUCGUCCCGGCCACUAUGAAGGUCAUCGAGGGCGGAAUCGAGGAGCAGACGGAGCAAGCGUUCCGCAACUUCCAGGCCGUCCUCAAGGAGUCGGGCUGCCAGCUCACCGACGUGGCCAAGACGACCGUCUUCCUCCAGAGCCUCGGCGACUUUGCUGCCGUCAACGCCAUCUACUCGCGCGUGUUUGGCGACCACAAGCCGGCUCGCUCGUGCGUCGAGGUCGCCAAGCUCCCCCUCGGCGUCCUGUUUGAGAUCGAGGGCAUCGCCGUCCUCCCCAAGAAGGCCUGAGCUCUCUCUCUCUCUCUCUCGUCGUCGUCGUCGGCGUUCGCAAUGCACAAACCCGCAGUCCAGUCCUCUCGUC